Molecule: messenger RNA, 1677 nt
Organism: Eimeria necatrix
Lineage: Eukaryota; Apicomplexa; Conoidasida; Eucoccidiorida; Eimeriidae
Exons: 4
Coding region: 1-1677 (558 amino acids)
Molecular function (GO): RNA binding
Source: RefSeq, a predicted model, not a curated record
AUGCAAUUCUCAACCAAGCUACUGCCCCAGGGGCGCGGGAUGUCGGUAUCUGUGUCUCGGAGCAGGGCAAGCUCCCUUACUCCCCCAGGAACUCCUGGGAAUCGGUCGCCCAAUAACACCACUCCCAUGGCAGACCGAGUUUCCCCCACUCGUGCAGGGGAGCUGUGGCUGAUUGAAAAUGCCAAAACCGCCAGAUCCAUGCGCAGGUUUCCCUACAUGAUGAGAGGUGUCGCAUCUGGGGCUACUCCCAACGAUGUACGAAACUUCUUGUCAAAAGUUGGGCCAGUAAAGGAAAUGUCUUACUGCUUUUUCGAUUUCGAAAAGGAGGAAGACGGGGACAAGGCGGUGAAAGAGCUGAAUAACCAAAUGUUUAUGGGUUACCGAGUCACUGUGCAAUUGGCCAACAGCGACCCUAAGACGCCGGACCAAAUGCGCGUCAUGUACGAGAGGAGAGAUGACGACUUUGACCGGAAGCGCGGUUAUGAUCGGAGUCCUGAGCCGAGGAGGAGGUCUCGUUCGACGCCGUCAGUCUUGCGAAGGCGCUUUAGGAGCCGAGACAGAGGGAGGAGCCCUGACGACAGGUAUUAUAGGGGACGCAGGCGGCACUAUAGUUACAGCAGAAGCAGGAGUAGGAGUAGGAGUGUCAGGCGGAGGAGAGCCAGCAGCAGGCAUCGUAAGAGAGGGCAUCACAGCAGACACAGAAGCAGAAGGGGUCGCAGCAGCAGCAGCAGAAGUAGAAGCGACAGCAGUGCAAGCAGCGUUGACCGCCACCACAGAACCACGAGGCGCCGUAAGCACUCUAGGCUGAAGCACUCGCACCGAAGCCGCAGCCUUAGCCGCAGCCGGAGCCGUACGCCAGACCGCAGAGGCCGGGACACACGAGGAAGCCGGAGACGGAGACACAGAAGCUCUAGCUCAUCUAUAGACAGGCGUAGCAGCGGCGGGAGACAAACCAAAAGGCACAGAUACUCAAGUAGGCUAAGGAGAAGCUCUGGAGACAAAAGAGAGAGACGGCGGCACAGCAGUAGGCGAGACAAGACUAGCAGGAGACGAGACAGUUCGAGUUCGCUGGAUGGCAGAAAGAAAAGUAUGAGCGGCAGCCGCAGCAGCCGCAGCAGCAGGAGCGACAGGAAGAGCAGUCGGCAGUCCCACAAAAGGAAGGAGCCAACGGCUGUAGCAGAUGACUCAGCAGUGCCAACAGCGAAAGACACGAAAGCAUGUGCAUCUGGUAGUCGUGACAUCGUGGACGGCGUAGAAGCAGGCAAAGAAGGGGACAAAACUGAAGAUGCGGUUUCUGUAGUAAAUAGCAGCGGCAGCAGUGAAAGCGCUAGCAGGAGCAGUAGCAGAAGCAGGAGUAGCAACAGUAGCGGCAGCGAAGAAGUUGAAAGUGAAGGAGACGAUGCUAAUGAAGACACUGGCAGUGCCUCAGAAGAGGAAGAGGUCGUGGGAACAGAGUCAGAAAUGGAAAACACACAGCCACAAGAGGCUGAGAAGGCACCGCCGGAACAGGUGGGCCUCACAGAUCCACCUCCUGGAAUUGUGUUGAGCGAGCGAAACGGCAGAGAGACGAAGACUAAACGCCAUCACAGCAAAAGCGAUAGGAAGAAACAGACCAGUAAGACGAACAACAGCAGCGGCAAACAUGAUAAGAAAGUGUCUCGUAAACACCGGAGGUGA